Messenger RNA from Stylophora pistillata, 634 nucleotides. RefSeq names its product 4-hydroxyphenylpyruvate dioxygenase a. Gene Ontology annotation, biological process: L-tyrosine catabolic process. Lineage: Eukaryota; Metazoa; Cnidaria; Anthozoa; Scleractinia; Pocilloporidae. Gene Ontology annotation, molecular function: 4-hydroxyphenylpyruvate dioxygenase activity. The record is from RefSeq and is a predicted model, not a curated record.
GAACCGUGAAAAAACCCGAGUGAAAUGGCAUGUGAUGAUUUCCUAUUUCACCAUCUAGUCGUUUUUUAGUGAAAAAAUGUUAACUCAUUCUUUUUCUCUUCACAGACUACCUAUACUGACAAAGGAGAGAAGCCGGAGGUUGGGUCUUUUGUGGCUUUUGAUCACAUCACAUUUUGGGUCGGAAAUGCUAAGCAGGCUGCAUCAUAUUAUUACCACAAAAUGGGAUUUGAACCAUUUGGAUAUAAGGGACUUGAAACAGGAUCAAGAGAGGUGGUAGCACAUGCUGUCAAACAGGACAAGAUCAUAUUUGUUUUCAAGUCACCUCUUAAUCCUUCAGGAAAGAUAUCAGAAGUGAUGGGGAAACACCUGAUGGUACAUGGUGAUGGAGUGAAAGAUAUUGCUUUUGAAGUGGAGGACUGUAUUGCUCUUUACAAGGCAGCCAUUAAGCGUGGUGCAGUAUCUGUUCACAAGCCAUGGGAUGAAACAGAUGAAGAUGGCACAGUGACCUUUGCCACUGUUCAGACAGUGAGUAUAUUUAUUACUUUUAAAAAUAGCCAUUGUAUUUUGCUUUUCUUGAGUUCUGAUUGGUUUACAGGACAUGCAUCAGAGCUCUUAUAUCAUGGAUCAUAAGUAU